Messenger RNA from Melitaea cinxia (Glanville fritillary), 968 nucleotides. RefSeq lists its product as uncharacterized. Lineage: Eukaryota; Metazoa; Arthropoda; Insecta; Lepidoptera; Nymphalidae. The coding region runs from base 1 to 834 and encodes 277 amino acids. The transcript has 5 exons. The record is from RefSeq and is a predicted model, not a curated record.
AUGGGUCAGCUACAAAAUCCAUUUCAGGUACACAAAGCAGACAGUGGUGCAAUAAGAUUUGAAAUAAUUUGUACAGGGAUGCCUGAUACAUCAGCAAAUCCUUUCAUAGCCCUUAUAUCCAAAGAGUGCCCUCAUGGAGACCUGUACAAGAUAACAUUUGAAUAUGAUACAGGAAACAUUUGUCUAACAUCGCCUGAAGAGCGAAAAAUUAUAGAGAUACCAGACUUUCUCAUUCCUCUCACAACACGAGAAUUUUGGCUAACUUGGUUCAACAAUGAGAUGUAUCCUCCAUUUCUCUUACCACCUUUAAAAUAUAAACAUAUAGAAGAUGGAAAAUUAUUUUGGGUUAAAAUGGUUGAUAAUAAACUUCCACCGGGUGCUUUUAUCGGUGGAUUUGAAAAUGAGCCAUUAUAUAUAGCACGUGCAAUGCACAAUAAUUCAUUGUGUCCUGGGAAGUAUGUACCAUCUAAACAAUGUGCUUAUGUACCAUGGGGAUUUCGAGAACAUGAGAAAAGGAACUUUGAGAUACUUUGUGGUUUUAAUGCUAUAUGGAUCAAAUGUAAAGAAAACUUGCUACCUGAAAAUGCUUUUGUUGCGGGAGCAUCAGAAAUAAAUGGUGAACAUUUAUACAUAGGUAGAGCAAUGGUCAACUCAAACCUUAUUGUUGGUAAAGUGCUCUUGUUGUAUAAGACUUGUUAUCUUCCAUAUGAAGGCAGGGAGGUUGAAAGGUCUUCUUAUGAGGUACUUGUUAAAGGAAAUGUAAAAAGCCAUGGUAUUUCAGUAAAGAAUAAAUGUUUAAUGAACCCCACCAAAGCUAUGCAACCAUGUAUAUAAGAAACUUGUAUAUAUGUGUAUACUUUUUAAUUUGUGAUAUUAUUUAUAUUUAUUUAUUAACAUUGUUGUUAUAAGAUAAACUAAUUAAAAAAAAUAUUAUUUACUUUGAAGUAUAUCUAGUGAGGAGAAACUAG